Molecule: messenger RNA, 3504 nt
Organism: Amorphotheca resinae ATCC 22711
Lineage: Eukaryota; Fungi; Ascomycota; Leotiomycetes; Helotiales; Amorphothecaceae
Exons: 4
Coding region: 1-3504 (1167 amino acids)
Cellular component (GO): nucleus
Molecular function (GO): ATP-dependent chromatin remodeler activity; ATP binding; chromatin binding
Source: RefSeq, a predicted model, not a curated record
AUGGCAUCGAACUUGAAAAAAGCUUCCUCGCUGGUGCCCGAUUCACCUGCGGUCAAGAGACAGAAGACUGCCUCUGGCUACAACAAUACCGGCGGCACAUACGAUUCAGAUGCUGACAGUGGCGAUGAGUUGCUCGCCGACUAUAUCAUCCCGGAUACGCCUGCGCAAGACAGGUACGAGACGCAGCCUACGCAGAUUAUUGAUAGAUCGGCCCCGGUGCCUUCGAGCCCACUGGAUGCUGCGAAGAACAUUGUACAAGUCCCUGCCUCUUCUCCCUUGCAGAGCAGAGAUGUCGAGGCCUCGAAGCCAGCUGUCGAGAAGCCAAAGCAGGAUGCGGCUGCCUCGCCCGUGAAGAAUCUGGCAAGCAGCAUAGCCCCAGCUGGCACGAUAUUCAAGCCACCUUAUAAGAUGAAACCUCCUCCGACGAGAACUUACAUCAACCUUGACGACGAUGACGGGCCAACAUUUCAGGGCGGAAGCUCAGAUGUGGAAGAUGAUAGCGUGAAUAUUAGACCUUCGACAUUCGUACCUCGGAGUGCUCUGGGUUCUUCUGGGGCUUCUCCGAUUGCAAGACCGGUUAAUGGCAACACCAAGUUUCAGAGCAUUCUGGCUAAUGCGGCUUACAAGCCCCCCGAGAAAGGCAAACCUUUUGCGGAUUCGAUGUCAAUGGGCGGCAGUAUAAAGAAACCGCAGACCCAGAUGAAACCUGAGAGAGCCAGACCGGUUGAGGACAUCCCCCUAUCUUCGCUGGAUCAGCAGACACAAGACAAGGUCAAGAGGCUCAAGACUGUUUUCCCUAACAUCACGGUUCUCCAUGCCUACAACACCCUCAUGACUAGCAAGGGUAGUGUUGACGACGCUGUUGGGUUACUGUCCGAUCAAGCAGAAGCUACUGUCAUCUCAGAUGACGAAAUCGGAGGCUCACAGUCAGCGAAGAAGCAAGAGCCCCAGAUGAAACGGGGUCUCAACGCACCUAUUAACUCCAUCAAAGACCGUUACUCCUCGACACAAUCCUCCCAAAAGCCAACUGCUACUGCGACGCCUCCUCCGAAGCCGAAGAAGAGACUUAUCCAAGGUCGCAGAAACCCUUCAUCACCUGAAAUAACUGCUGUAUCAUCACCUGCAAAAUCAGAGUCGCAACCCGAACCUGUAUUAAUCGAUGAUUUUGAUACGGACUCAGGUGUUGCCUCGGCCUCGGACGAGGACCCUGAGCUGAGCGUGCAAGUUUUGAAAUACUUGAACACCUGUAAGGUUGAGGAACUGGUCGAGCUCACCAACACGACGAAGGCCAACGCGGAGGCGAUGGUUGCUGCACGACCGUUUAAGAAUCUGGAUGCCGCAAGAAAUGUGGCUAACCCCACGACAUUGAAGAGUGGAAAGAAGAGCACGAAGGCGCCAAUCGGCGACAAGAUCGUUGAUACGGCCAUGGAUAUGUUCUCCGGCUAUGAAGGUAUAGAUGCGCUCGUUGCCAAGUGUGAAAAACUUGGCAAGCCACUCGCCGAAGAGAUGAGCAGAUGGGGAUUCGACGUCUAUGGUGCUGCCAAAGAUGGUGAACUCGAAAUGACUUCAUUCGAUACUGAAUUCAGCUCUCCACGCGACUCGGGAGUCGGGUCUCCAAGCGACGCCGCUGCUUCUCAGAAUGACGAUGCUGGCGAUGACGACCUUAAGCUUGUUGGGAGCAAGAGGAAGAGAGGACAUGUCAACUUCUUGAAGAAGCCCGAGAUCAUGGCCGAUGAUUGCAUUCUGAAGGAUUACCAGGUUGUUGGACUUAACUGGCUGGCAUUGAUGUACCGACGGGAGCUGAGCUGUAUCUUGGCAGAUGAGAUGGGUCUAGGGAAAACUUGUCAGGUUAUCUCGCUCCUCUCUCAUCUCGUCGAGACGGGCAACAGAGGCCCCCAUCUGGUUAUCUGUCCCGGCUCAACCUUGGAAAACUGGCUGAGGGAGUUCCCGAAGUUCUCUCCUAAGCUGGCGGUCGAGCCGUACUAUGGUGCCCAGAAGGAGCGCGCAGAGAUGGCUGAGAGUAUCCUCGAGAGACGGGACAGCAUCAAUGUCAUCGUGACAACAUACGAUCUCGCUGCGAAGAAGGAAGAUAAUAAGUUCUUGAGGCGCCUGAGACCUGAUGUGUGUGUAUAUGACGAAGGCCACUAUUUGAAAAACUUGAAUUCUCAGAGAUACCAAGGACUGGUCAGGAUCCCGGCCAGAUUCAAGCUCCUGCUCACCGGAACCCCACUUCAAAACAAUCUUCAAGAGUUGGCCGCUCUUCUUGCAUUCAUCCUUCCUGAAGUCUUUAUGGAACGUCAAGACGACUUGAAUUAUAUCUUCAAGGCAAAAGCCACGACGAGAGAUUCGAACCACGCAGCUCUCCUCUCCGCUCAACGAAUCAGCCGAGCUAGAUCUAUGCUGACACCCUUCGUCCUCCGUCGUAAGAAGGCUCAGGUCCUGAAGCAUCUACCGUCUAAAACCUCUCGAGUGGAAUAUUGUACCCUGCGCCCGGCCCAGAAGGAGAUUUACGAUGGCCACUUAGACCAAGCCCGCGAACGAGCCCGUAUCCGCGUUGAGGGUGGCAAGGUCCCUAAGUCGGAUGAGAAUAAUCCCUUGAUGCAGCUGCGCAAGGCAGCCAUUCACCCGCUGCUCUUCCGCCGUCACUUCACUAACGAGAAGAUCGAGAAGAUGGCGGAUAUCCUACGCAAAAACGAGCCGGUGAACUUUCCCGCCUCACACAAGCGCCAUCACCUCAUCGAGGAGAUGCGGAACGGAUCCGAUUUCUGGCUCCAUCAAUGGUGUCUCGACUACCCGUGCAUCUCGUCCUUCGACAUCCCCGAUCUCGCUUGGUUCGAUUCCGGCAAAGUCGAGGCGAUGAUCAAGCUCGUGAAGCAGUACAAAGAGAAUGGCGAUCGGGUCUUGAUCUUUUCGCAGUUCUCGCUGGUUCUUGAUAUCUUAGAAGCAGUGCUCAACUCCUCCCUGAUCUCCUUCACCCGCAUCGAUGGCAGCACCCGGAUUGACGAGCGCCAGUCGCUCAUCGAUACCUUCCGGGACGAUGAGAGCAUCACCGCCUUCCUCCUGACCACCAAAGCCGGAGGCACAGGCAUCAACCUGAUGUACGCGAACAAAGUCAUCAUCUUCGACGCCAGCUUCAACCCACAAGAUGACAAGCAGGCAGAGAACCGCGCGCACCGUGUUGGCCAGACGCGCAACGUCGAGGUCGUCCGCCUCGUCACCCGCGGCACCGUCGAAGAGCAGAUCCUCGCCCUCGGACAGAGCAAGCUCGUCCUCGACGGUAGGGUGGCAGGUGAUGACGACGCUGCUGGCGAGGAAGCGGGCGAAAAGGCCGUCAGUAAAAUGCUCCUCGAGGGCACCGGCAUGACCGAGCCCGACGCUCACGUCUCGCCGGACCAAGAGGAGCAGUCUAAAGAGACUGUUGCACAGCCCAAACCCUCCUCCCCGCCGAGAAGCCAGCGCAAAAAGAGCUCUAUUCUUGAUAUGCUCACGAAGAAAGGGAAGUAA